AUGCCCAAAGCAGAUACCCCGCCAGGCUUCAGGCCCCUCAAGGAUACGAGUUUGUUCACGCCUUUCAAGCUUGGCCCGCUCAAUCUCGAGCACAGGAUAGUGCAAGCGCCCUUAACCCGCAUGCGUUCUACCAAGGAAAGCGACGGCGUCACGUUGCCCAACGAAUUGGUCAAAGAAUACUACAGCCAGAGAGCGACGAAAGGCGGUUUGCAGCUGACUGAAGCCACCGACAUCUUCAAAUAUGCUGGAAACUACCCCGGUGCACCAGGAUGCUUCACAGAUUCGCAGGUCGCCGCCUGGAAGGAGGUCACUGAUGCCGUCCACACAAAGGGCGGCUACAUCUUUUCCCAGCUUUGGCACACUGGUCGCGCCUCACCGCCUUCCUUCCGCAACGGCGAGCAGACCGUAAGCUCAGGCACCGUUCCCAUGACCGGUAAUUGGCUCGACGGGGUUUCUUGCGAGGAGAACCCACCACGGGCAUUGACCGUCGAUGAGAUUCACGACAUCACAAAGAAGUGGGGCGAGGCAGCGAAGAAAGCACGCGAGGCUGGCUUCGACGGUAUCGAGAUCCACGGCGCGAACGGAUAUUUGCUUGAGCAGUUCCUGCACGACAAUGUCAACAACAGGACUGACGAGUAUGGCGGUUCUAUCGACGGCCGAAUUCGAUUCCCCCUUGAAGUCAUCAAGGAGUGUUGCAAGGCCAUUGGCGCUGACCGUGUCGGCAUCCGGCUGUCGCCGUAUAACUACUUCCAAGACACCAAGGACAGCAAGCCGAACGAGCACUGGGAGUACCUCUGCGAGAAGAUUGCUGCUCUGCCCGAAGAUGAGCGACCAGCAUAUGUACACAUGAUUGAGCCCCGCUUCGACGAAGUCCUCGACGAGCAAGCCAAACUCGAUGCCCUCUCCUCCUACACCUCCAACCCCAACGAAGGGGUGGAGGCCGAGCUCUCCAUUAAGCCCAAGACCAACAACCUCUCUCGCUUCCGCGAAGUCCUCGCCAAGGGCAAUGUCCGUUUCCUCGCUGCUGGCAACUUCAACCGCGACAAUGCCGUACCCAAGCUCGACGCUGGUGACGCAGACCUCAUCAUUUUCGGACGCCACUUCAUCGCAAAUCCUGAUCUUCCUCGGAGAUUGGCUGAGGGCCUUGAGCUGAACCCAUACGAUCGUACGACCUUCUACGGUGCUGACCCGCCGCAGAAGGGCUACACUGACUACCCUUUCUAUGGAGAGGCUACUGCUUCUGCAUGACCGAGGUCAAGUAUGUUAGGUACGCAUACUUGUACUUGAUUGCAUUGCCGGCGC
This is a messenger RNA of Paraphaeosphaeria sporulosa, 1302 nucleotides long. RefSeq names its product 12-oxophytodienoate reductase 1. Bases 1 to 1248 code for a protein of 415 amino acids. NCBI's taxonomy places the organism in Eukaryota, Fungi, Ascomycota, Dothideomycetes, Pleosporales, Didymosphaeriaceae. The record is from RefSeq and is a predicted model, not a curated record. The transcript is spliced from 3 exons. Gene Ontology annotation, molecular function: NADPH dehydrogenase activity; FMN binding.